Molecule: messenger RNA, 969 nt
Organism: Seminavis robusta
Lineage: Eukaryota; Bacillariophyta; Bacillariophyceae; Naviculales; Naviculaceae
Source: the annotation of a GenBank genome assembly
AUGACAGCACUCCGCCUUGAUGCACAUGCUUCCGUGGAUGGGAGGUUGGAGCAGGCUGAACUCUACAGCUGGCUCACCGCCACCACCUUUGCACCUUCCAAGCAGGCCACCCUGGACUUUAUUGUCAAGUUCAAUCGGAACUUCAAGAGGUACAACGACGCUGUCAAGGCCAAGACUGAGCGCAUCACUGAGGAAACCAAGAAGACACUACUCCAGCGUGCUCUCUCCGAUGUGCCAUUGCUCCAUGCAGUCACCUCCCAUGAGAUUGAGCGCAUGACCUUGGAGCACAAGCCCGGUUACACCUUCGAGGAGUACUACGAAGUUAUCAAGGUAACUGCCGCUAGCUACGACAGGAACCGGGCGACGUCACGCCAUCGGUCUGUCAAUUGGCAUGACAUUGAUGGUGACAACUGUGAUGGUCAAGACAGUGAGGCCCCAGCUGAUGGAGGCAUUGAUGCAUUCAAUGUCAAUAUGGACCCAACCACCCGAUUGCCCGAUGAGUUCUUCCGCCAACUCCCACGUGAAGACAAGUCCAUCUGGCACCGGCUGUCCCCCCAGGCCAAGAAGAUCUUGAUGGAGUCAUCUCCACCCAAGCCUGGUCCACCUGCACGACAGGCUCACCUUUCUGAAAUGGUAGAGCAGGAUGAGGAUAAGGAUCGCCCUGAACCAGUAGGUGACACACUACCACCCACCAUGGAAGCCAACCAAGCACAAGCCAAGCCUGGAGCUGGUCCAUCCCACUCGGCACCCCAGUCCAAAUCAAAUGACCUGCACCCGGCACACCCAGCUCGAAUGAUGGGCACCAAACCCAAGCCACGCGAAGGUAACCUUGCUGCUAGCCACCCGAGCAAUCGAUCCGCCCACCAUGCAUUUCACCGCAUGCUGGACAACGUUGAUGACAUUGCCUCCGGUGCUGCCCAUUCUACCAAGCCUGGCCCUGAUAGAGCGGAUUUUCGGCUCGGCGACUAG